CGUCUAUCUGGUUUCCCAUUUACACCCAGAAGGUGAUCCAAUUCCCAAGGCACGGUGUGGCCCCACUAGAGGCCGGCUGUGAGCCCGAGGAGGGCAGGUGGGAGGGAGGGAGGCUCGUGACGUCACGGUGUCCCUGCAUUAACACAGCGGCAGUAUCACAGGAUUACACGGAUCCGAGCUCGAAAGGAGAAAUUCCCUUGCAGUCCCGAGCGCGGCCGGCCAUCUGCACCUCUCACCCACCGUACAACACACACAGCAGAAGCAGCAGCAACCGCAGGAGGGGACCCGGCCAUAUUGCAGCAUGUCGGUAGCAGGGUUCAAGAAGCAGUUCCACAAAGCCACUCAGAAAGUAAGUGAGAAAGUUGGAGGAUCCGAGGGGACCAAACUAGAUGAAGACUUCAAAGAAAUGGAGAGGAAAGUGGAUGUAACCAGUAGGGCCGUCAUGGAGAUUAUGACAAAAACAACAGAAUAUCUCCAGCCUAACCCAGCUUCCAGGGCAAAACUCAGCAUGCUGAACACAAUGUCAAAGAUUCGAGGGCAGGAGAAAGGCCCAGGUUACCCUCAAGCUGAAGCUUUAUUGGCAGAGGCAAUGCUCAAGUUUGGAAGGGAAAUUGGCGAUGAGUCAAAUUUUGGCUUAGCGCUGCUUGAUGUAGGAGAAACAAUGAGGGAGCUCUCGGAUAUCAAAGACUCCUUGGAUAUUGAUGUGAAGCAGAACUUCAUAGACCCACUGCAGAACUUACAUGAUAAAGAUCUGAGAGAGAUUCAGCAUCACCUUAAAAAGAUGGAAGGCAGGCGUCUAGACUUUGAUUACAAAAAGAAACGGCAAGGCAAAAUUACAGAUGAUGAAAUCCGCCAGGCAUUAGAGAAGUUUGAUGAGUCCAAAGAAAUUGCCGAAUCAAGCAUGUUCAACCUGUUGGAAAUGGACAUUGAACAAGUAAGCCAGCUCUCGGCUCUUGCACAAGCACAACUCGAGUAUCACAGGCAAGCAACACAAAUCCUACAGCAGGUUGCUGUGAAACUGGAGCAGAGAGUAAGAGAUACUUCAAUUCAGCCCAGAAGAGAAUAUCAGCCUAAGCCACGCAUGAGCUUGGAUCUUGCACUCCCCAGUGAAAACAGCCAAUAUAAUGGGGGCAUUUCUCUUGCUGGGACCCCCAAACCAUCAGGGGCUCCUUUGGACCAGCCAUGCUGUCGAUCAUUGUAUGACUUUGAUCCAGAAAAUGAAGGUGAACUUGGCUUCAAGGAAGGUGACAUCAUUACUCUCACCAAUCAGAUUGAUGAAAACUGGUAUGAAGGGAUGCUUCAUGGCCAAUCGGGCUUUUUUCCAAUCAAUUACGUUGACAUCCUGGUACCUCUGCCCCACUAAAAAGUCUAACACACCAGAUUAUACAGUUUGUACCACUGCUUUUACAGCUGCUUUCUUCAGAUCACAAGUACAAAUUGCAGUGGGUUUCAGUUGUUACAUUCCAUUGUCAUUUUUAUUGGUUUAUAUAUAUAUAUGUUAUUAUUUCUUCAAAUGUUGUAUUUCAUUUUAUCUGAGUCUUAGAGUCCUUUAUAUUGAGCAAAUAAAUAAAUGGUAUUUGUUGUGGAA
Messenger RNA from Xenopus laevis (African clawed frog), 1588 nucleotides. It is a transcript of the gene sh3gl2.L, whose product is annotated as SH3-domain GRB2-like 2 L homeolog. NCBI's taxonomy places the organism in Eukaryota, Metazoa, Chordata, Amphibia, Anura, Pipidae. The record is from RefSeq and is marked provisional. Gene Ontology annotation, biological process: synaptic vesicle uncoating. Gene Ontology annotation, cellular component: presynapse; membrane; glutamatergic synapse.